Engraulis encrasicolus (European anchovy) is the source of this 892-nucleotide messenger RNA. Its product is annotated as microfibril-associated glycoprotein 4-like. Gene Ontology annotation, biological process: elastic fiber assembly. Bases 119 to 835 code for a protein of 238 amino acids. NCBI's taxonomy places the organism in Eukaryota, Metazoa, Chordata, Actinopteri, Clupeiformes, Engraulidae. The transcript has 6 exons. The record is from RefSeq and is a predicted model, not a curated record.
UAUUGUGACAAGAAAGAGUCUCAGUGUGACAGAGAGAGGGACAUACAGUACAGGAGUUUCAGGACACGUGACUGUCGAUAAUCUAUUUCUGGCCUCAUAGACUGGAUUCUGCAGAAUCAUGCUGAGGUUCGUAGGAGCUCUCUUGCUGCCUCUGCUAGUGCUGUGUGACGUCCGUUUUCCUUUUGACUGUGACGAAAUCCACUCAAAAAGAGAGACCCUCAGUGAAGUCUACACCAUCUUUCCCAAAGGCAGCAGUUUCCCUGUCAAUGUUUACUGUGAGAUGGGCUGCAAGAACGAGGAUGAGAGAGGAGGAUGGACCGUGUUUCACAGGAGACUGGAUGGCACGCUGAACUUCUACAGGCCCUGGGAGGAGUAUGAGGAAGGCUUUGGGAAUGCGGCUGGGGAAUACUGGCUGGGUUUGGAGACACUCCACCUGCUGACCAGCAAGAAGAGGUAUGAGCUGCGAGUGGACAUGGAAGACUUUGAGGGCAACAGGGUUUUUGCCAAAUACGCCACCUUCUCUGUCGGCUCACCAAGGGACGGAUACAAGCUGACUGUCAGCGGCUUCACCAAUGGGGGCGCCGGUGACUCACUUACUCUUCACAAUGGGAUGAAGUUUAGCACCUUUGACCGUGACCAAGACAAUUGGUCUGGAAAUUGUGCCUCACAAUAUCUAGGUGCUUAUUGGUACAAUGCUUGUCACUAUUCCAAUCCCAAUGGGGUUUACGCCUGGGGUGCCACAAAGCUGUUUGCCAUUGGUGUGAAUUGGCAUCACUUUAAAGGUUACCACUACUCACUGAAGUUCUUCAGCAUGAAGAUUAGGCCUGUGGCUUAGUCACCUACCCCAUACAUCAGAAAUGGUCAUUACUAAAAGGGAGUGCAUUCUCUCUCU